UAUUGAUCAUUUGCGGUUUGCUUGUAUGCUCUAGAUUGGUGUUUUUUUGUAUGAUUAAUUUGUAUGAGAAAAUUGAUGUUAAACGUUUAUUUUGAAAGAAACUUGUUAUUGUAAAUUUUUUACCACAAAAACCCACGGGUACCCAUGAACCCGCGGAUACCCAGCGGGUUGGGUUGGGUUUGAGUUUUUCAAACCCAACGGGUUUUACCCUGGAUUUUUUUGGCGGAUAAACCCAUGGGUUUGGGUUUGACAAAACCUGCCCCAACCCGCCCCAUUGCCAUCCCUAACUUGGGCCUCCAUUGGGCUGUCGGAUUUCUUCUCUAUUGUAUGGAUAUGGCUUAGAAGAAAUGAAAGAUGAAACCAAAGUGGGCUUAGCCGGUGGACUCCUCAAGGAGCCAAGCCCAAAUGGAAAUAAAGAAAAGAAGAGCACCAUGAGGUUUAAUAUUGGUUUGGGCUCCAGUUAUUUAUUGCAACCAAUCGUGGGCCAAGUCCAAGGAAGAGAAGAUUGGUUUGUCUUCACCAUCAAGCCUAUGAUGGAAUUUAUGGACCAUUUCCUUGAAGACCACAAGCUAGAGCAUAAAGAAGAACAAUUCCCCGAUUCAUAUUUUGUGGAGUUCGAGAAGGAAAAAUUGUUCCGCUAUGAAGAACGUGACAUAUGUCACGUGGGUGGAGAGUCGAGGAAAGUUGGACUAACGCGAGAAGAGUUCAUUUGUGGAAUUGAGCGCAAUUGGAAGCAGAGAAAGCGAAAGAUCAAGAAGACGAUAGUUGACUGCAACCUUGAGGACAAGGUCGCUUCGAAGGAGGGUGGAAUGUUAGACAUAUAAUUAGUAUAAUAAUAAUAAUAAUAAUAAUAAUAAUAAUAAUAAUUAGUUCAAAACCUUGCUUUUGAUAGUUUUGGGAGUAACUAGCCCAAACACCAACCAAAAAUUCCCUGCUACUAUUGCUCUUAACCACCCGCAAAUCUGCCAAUCCUUCAAUUACUGGGAUUACCAUGAAGCUUGGAUUAAUGCCUUCUUCAAGCAAAACCAUAUGUACCGACACUCCUGGAGUUUUUUCUGGGAUUACAAAACUCCCAUCAUUUUCCCUAACUGGUUUAUGCACUGGUGGGAUCUUUUUGGGCCAACUGAAAAUAUCUAUCCAACUGAGAUACAAGAGGGAUAUCAAACCUUCUGUCAAAAAUAUUCUGGUCCAGGAUUCCCCCUCCUUAAAUUUUGUUACUACAUCAAAGUUCCUUGGAUUACUGCUUGGGAAUUCAGUUACCAAACAUGUGCUGUCACAAAGGUACCCAUGUUAGGCCGCAGCUUCAAAACCAAAUAUUGGGCUGCAAAUCCUCGCCCAGAACAGGCCUACAAACCUCAAGUCCUCCAAUGGUUCAAUAACAAUCCUGAGUUGUCCAAAGUUAUCGAAAAAUCCUCAACGCAAUUUUUGCAAACAAAAUCCUCAAUCAGCGCUCUCUUAGCUGGCGCCAAGACUGAAGAAGAAUACUUCCAAAUUCUCAAAGAUGUGGCGUCUAGCUCAACAUCUGACGCAGAUUCCACGUUCCAAAACCAUGACCCGGAUGAAGAAGUGCUUGGUCCUUUGCCAACAAAGAGCACUAAGUUGAAAACAAAGAAGAAGUGACCCCAUUGCUUCUUCCACUACCACAAAGACAAAGAAGAAGUGACUCCACUUCCAACCCACGUUCCUAAAGACAAAGAAGAAGUGACUCCACUUCCAAUCCACUCAAUUUGGUUAUGGAAAGAAGACCACAAAUUAUCUAUUUUUCUUUUUAUUAAAAAUGUAAUUUUGUUAUGACAUGUGACAUAAUCAUAUAAGUGUCCACAUUGUCAUCAUUAUGUUUUUCAAUUUAUUUACCAAAAGGGGACUCCAUUCCUCUAUAAAAGGAGACUCCCUUCACUUGUUGUAAGUAGAGUUGUUUUGAGUGGGAAUUGCUCUCUUGCAAAACUUCCUCCCAUCAUCUUCUCUCAAGAAUUCCUGUGUAAGAAGUCUAUCAAAUUAUCAAGUUUUACUUCAUCUUUUUCAAAUCAUCUUCAACUUUUAUUUAUUUCGUGCAUAACUGGUCAUCUCCAGUAUUUAUUUUAUGCAAAACUGGUCAUCUCCAGUAUUUAUCUUCUGCUAAUCUGGUCAUCUCCAGUAUUUACUUUUUGCUUUUAUUUUAUGCAAAACUGGUCAUCUCCAGUAUUUAUCUUCUGCUAAUCUGGUCAUCUCCAGUAUUUACAUUUUGCUAAUCUGGUCAUUUCCAGUAUCAUUUACUUUACAAACUAUUUUCAAGUUAAUCUCUUAUUGGCUGUCUCAUUCUCGUCCUUACUGGUAUCAGAGCCUGGGGGGGGGGGGGAAGGGUUAGUCGAUUCCCACAAUCCUUCUCUUCCUGACUUCCAAAAGGAAUUGGAUAUUGUUAAGAAAGAAAUUCAACAAUU
This is a messenger RNA of Linum trigynum, 2417 nucleotides long. NCBI's taxonomy places the organism in Eukaryota, Viridiplantae, Streptophyta, Magnoliopsida, Malpighiales, Linaceae. The record is from the annotation of a GenBank genome assembly.